This is a messenger RNA of Cylicostephanus goldi, 888 nucleotides long. The record is from the annotation of a GenBank genome assembly. Lineage: Eukaryota; Metazoa; Nematoda; Chromadorea; Rhabditida; Strongylidae.
GCUCCUCAUUUCAGCGGCAAAAUUGCAUCAUGCGUAGAAUCAGGAAUGGUCAAUGUUUGGAGCGAAUCUGGAGAAAGCUGUAAAGAAUGGGAAGCUGGCGAAGGGGUCAAAGUUAUGAGAGGUUCAUCUACACGCAAUGAAUUGCUUACGGGUGGCAUGAAACACUUGUUAAAAACUUGGGACAUUGAGACGGGAAAACGUGUUUGGUCAGCUCGAAACGUCCCUCUGGAUUUCCUUGGCCUAGAGGUGCCCAUAAUGUGUACGGACGCAAGAUUCAUGGACGACAAUGGCACUAUCCUGGAAGCUACAAAACUUCAUGAGCUUCUUGUAAAAGUCUGGUGGAAAUCUCUUAUUUUUGGCGGUCCUAAUUAUCAACAAAAGUGCGGUGUUUCUAUGAUGAGGGUAUAUGAUCCUCGUGCACAGCGACGUCCAGUGAAAAAGAUUCCGUUUAUGGAUGUGCCAAUCACGGCUGUCAGUCGCUGUUACAAGGAUAACCAUGUGUUAGCAGCCAACUCCAUCGGCGAAAUGGGACUGUUUGACUUACGGAGCAAAAUCCAUCCUGUCUGCAAGUACAAAGGUCAAGCCGGUGCUAUUCGUUCCAUAGAUGCACAUCCAACUGCUCCGUAUGUGGCGACCUGUGGCAUUGACAGAUUUGUCCGGGUUCAUGAUAUCGACACAAAGAAGCUUGCUCAUAAAGUAGUCCUGGUGGUUUUGAUUACAGAAAUUGACUACAUAUAUUGCAAAACCCGCUUGAAUCGUGUGCUCAUUACAUCUGAACUGCCAAGCCUUUUGACGGUUUUGGAAGGAAACGAUGAACAGGAGUGGGAAGAGCUGAAGGUUGUUAUUUAUCGCAUUGUAUGUAUCUGUCUUGCUGAAGCUAAGCUGUGA